AUGUCGCGGCACCAUGCGAUUAAUCCAUCACGAUCGAACUUAACCAUUUCCCAGCAAACGCAACGUCACUUCACAUAUUCGGCACCACUGAGCAAGAAGAAAGACAAGAAUAAAAAAGGCGAGGAUGUUGAAUCGAAAGGGAAGAACGAUGAUUCACCACCAUCCGACCCUUUUGACCUGACUCAACUACACAACGGAAUCUCAGACGCAAUUGCGCGGUUAAAGGAAGAUUUGCACAAGUUGCGCUCAGGCGGGCGAUUCAACCCGGAAGUUCUCGAGAAUUUACGUGUUAGUUUGUCUAAGAAUAGUAAUGAGACGAUCAAACUGGGCGAGCUGGCGCAAGUUGUGCCUAAGGGAGGACGUUCUGUCGCGAUUAUUGUUGGCGAAGAGGAUCUCAUCAAGCCCGUCAAUUCAGCCAUCAUUGCCUCCAAUCUAUCUCUUACACCACAACCUGACCAACAUAAUGCUCUCCAACUAAACGUUCCCAUUCCACCGCCGACCAAGGAAUCCCGAGAGCAGGCCAUUAAGACUGCCAAAUUGGCCAUGGAGAAAGCGGCAAAUUCUGUCAAAAGCUCGCGAGCCGGAAUACACAAAAAGUUGCAAGACAUGCAAAAGAAAAAGGAAGCGCGACCAGAUGAUAUUCGCAAGGCCCAUGAUCAGAUGGAGAAGGUUGUCGAGAAGGCUCAGAAAGAUAUCAAGGAUGUUGUCGAAAUGGCAAGGAAGACAUUGGAGCAGGCGUAA
Talaromyces proteolyticus is the source of this 741-nucleotide messenger RNA. RefSeq names its product ribosome recycling factor-domain-containing protein. The transcript is spliced from 2 exons. Gene Ontology annotation, molecular function: ribosomal large subunit binding. The record is from RefSeq and is a predicted model, not a curated record. Gene Ontology annotation, biological process: translation. The coding region runs from base 1 to 741 and encodes 246 amino acids. Gene Ontology annotation, cellular component: mitochondrion. NCBI's taxonomy places the organism in Eukaryota, Fungi, Ascomycota, Eurotiomycetes, Eurotiales, Trichocomaceae.